This is a messenger RNA of Numida meleagris (helmeted guineafowl), 2196 nucleotides long. Its product is annotated as carboxyl-terminal PDZ ligand of neuronal nitric oxide synthase protein-like. Bases 138 to 2042 code for a protein of 634 amino acids. Lineage: Eukaryota; Metazoa; Chordata; Aves; Galliformes; Numididae. The transcript is spliced from 10 exons. The record is from RefSeq and is a predicted model, not a curated record. Gene Ontology annotation, molecular function: nitric-oxide synthase binding.
AAGGACCAUAAAUUCUUAUUUUUCUGCUGGGCAGGAGGUGCGCUCUGGGCCACGCCGCUUCCUGCCGGGCUUUGUGUGCGUGUUGCCCAGUUACUGCGCGCAGCCCCAGACUAUGCCCAGCCCCAUUCAGAUCGGCCAUGGCCCUAUGGCCCCACAGAGGAUUCGGGCGGUGCUGGCUUCCAGGAGGAGCAAAGAGAAGGGCAGGAGCCAGCGGCUUCCAGAAAGAGCCUGCAGGGCUUGGGGUGACCUGUGUGGGUGUCCUCCUGGCAGAGGUGUGCAGCAGCGGGGAACGCGGUGCCUCUCUGUAUGAAUUCAAAGCCAAGAACAUUAAGAAGAAGAAGGUGAGCAUCAUUGUGUCUGUGGAUGGCGUGAAGGUGAUCCUGCGCAAGAAGCAGAAGCGAAAGGAGUGGACGUGGGAUGAGAGCAAGAUGGUGGUGAUGCACGAUCCCGUGUACAGAAUCUUCUAUGUGUCUCAUGACUCGCAAGACCUGAAAAUAUUCAGUUACAUUGCAAGGGAUGGUGCCAACAACUCCUUCAGGUGCAACGUCUUCAAAUCCAAGAAGAAGAGCCAGGCCAUGCGUGUGGUGCGCACGGUGGGCCAGGCCUUCGAGGUGUGCCACAAGCUGAGCCUGCAGCACGCCUUGCAGAACGCCGAUGGCCAGGCAGAUGGUGCCAGCGACAAGUCUGCGGAGGAGCAGCCGUCUGAAGUGCACCAGAUAAAGGGCUCCAAGAUCACAGAUGUGGAUGAGGUUGGCCUCGACUCUGAUGGCAUCUGUGUGUCCGAGAGGGGAGCAGGAGAGCUGCCCGUUGCCAGGGGCGAGCUGAGCGCACUGAAACCUGGACAGGGCUCCAAGGACAAGAACUGCCAGGACUCUGAGAGCUGCUCCCUGUACCCGGCCGGCUCACAGCAGCUGCUCAGCCCGGGCAGCCCCUGCUCUUCGGCCUCCAUCACUCCGCUGGCCUCCCAGCACUGUCUCCAGCUGCUCCAGCAGCAGCUCCUGCAGCAGCAGCAGCAGACGCAGGUGGCAGUGGCUCAGGUGCAGCUGCUGAAGGACCAGCUGGCGGCAGAGACGGCGGCGCGCAUCGAGGCGCAGGCCCGGGUGCGGCAGCUGCUGCUGACCAACCGCGACCUGCUGCAGCACGUCUCGCUGCUGGUGCGGCAGCUGAAGGCGCUGGAGAGCCGGGCGCAGCGCCGGCAGCCGGUUGACCGUUCGCUGCAAAACCUGUCCCUGGCGCAGUCGCUGUCCCUCAACCUCAAGAACCACUACAGCCUGGACAUCGCCCUGCCCUCCACCUCCACCCCCGCCAGCGUCCUGGGCAGCCCCGUGGGCCCCCGCUCGCUGUCGGCGCUGGGCGCCGGGGAUUCCUACCUCAACCUGGUCAGCCUGGAGGGGGGCGGCCCCUGCUUCGGCAGCAAGGACGGGGCCGAGGGCCUGGCGGGGCACGAGGGGCUCAGCCGGCGCGUGGAGGGCUCCGAGGUCAGCGACUUGGCGCUGCUCGGCGGGAGCGGCCGGCAGAAGGCGGAGGACACGGACAGAGGGGACGAGGACAGGCGGCAGCAACCCAUUCCCAAGCUCAACCCGCCACCACCUAUCCUACGCAAGAGGUCAAGCAAGACCUCCCCGAGCCUAGAAGUGGACAUUAAGCCUGAGAGUACUGCCCACGUGAGCGUCCCCAGCCCCAGUGUGUCCGGCCUCACCAGCAUCACUGCCACCUCCCUGACCCUCCUGGACCCCGAGGCGAGGACUCCUGCACGGAGCGCUGCUGCCAGCACAGAGCCCCUCCCUGCUGGGACCUUCCAACGUGUUCUCAGCAAGGACAGGACUGGAGAGAAUGGGCACACGUCCCCUCCGUCCGGCAUCCAUGACCCCGCAGCCAGUGAUGCCCUGAGCAAGGACUUGGCCGCAGUGCUGAGCCCCGCGGACAGCACGCUGCCAUUCUCCCCUGCAGAUGACACCUGCUUGCACAUCAGCUUCUCGGAAGAUGAGCUGCUGGAGCCGGAGCUGGACACUACUGUGGGGCCCAGCAGGGUCCCUUCUUAGUCGGAUACAGCACUGGCAGCUGGCUGGCAGGCAGUCCCAGUGGCUCUUUCCACACCACUCUCCAGCACACGCUGGGGUUACAGGGUCCCCGCGCCCCACCUGGGGCAGGCCCCUUCGCCGUCCCUGCUCCGUGCAUCAGCUCCUCCUGCCACGU